Messenger RNA from Caenorhabditis angaria, 2373 nucleotides. Lineage: Eukaryota; Metazoa; Nematoda; Chromadorea; Rhabditida; Rhabditidae. The record is from the annotation of a GenBank genome assembly.
AUGUCGGUGUAUAUUGGAAGAGCCUGGUCGAUGUUAAGGUUUUACAAAGAUGCAGCGUAUGCCGGAGUGUCGUAUUUGGUGAAUUCAAAAGGACAUAAGUGAGUAUUCUUUGGUCUGGGGGAAAUAUGAGAAAUUGUUGAAUAUCAAAAAAUAAAUUUUAAAAUAUUGUUAAACUUUAUUUGACGAAUCAAUAAAAUGCAUAUCGAAUUUUUUUUUGAAUAAAAAUUUUUUUUUAAUUUUUCAACGGUUUUUUUUUAAUUUUUUGAAUUUCAAGUGUUCUCAAUUUAUUCAAAUGCAUUAUUUUUUUUGGGUAUAAAACCAAGUAAUAAUCAUCAAAUUUUUAUAGACUUUUAUUAUCAGGCAUUUUUGAAACGUAGAAUUUUUUGUGAAAAUUAUUUAAAAAAAUGAUCGAAUUUUUUAAAUUUAGCCUAACAUUUGGGUUUCUACGUGAUUUCACGUGAUUUUUAAAAAUCUGUAAAUCUCUUUGAAACCAUUUUUUUUCGGAUUUUUACUGAAUUUGAAAAAAAUACUCCUCAAAGUGUCCUUUUCUAUCGUUUCUGUUCCAUUUUUCUCAAAAAGACACAAAAAUUGGCAAUAAUCUUGAUGACCACACAAAUGUUGUUUUGUUUGUGCGAUAACACAUAUUUUUUCGGCUGACCUUGUUCCUUUUCCACAAAAUUUGUAUUUUUAUUGAUUUUCUGCACUCUUUCAAUCAAAAAUCCAGUUUUUUCUUUUCAGAUCAAUGCCAAGUUUAAGCCACGUGGAACCAAUCGAACAGUUGUCGGCUGCUGUGACACGUGUUAUUGGACACAAUCCGGGACCAUUUACAUUGCAAGGAACAAAUACGUAUUUGUUGGGAACUGGAGAAAAGUGAGCAUUUUUUGAGAUUUGGAAACAGUUGGAUUUUUUUUAGAAUUCAAAAUUUUAUUGGAAAAUUAUUCGAACAGAAUACUUUCAGAAACAUUUCACUUACUUUUAGUUUGAAUAUUUUUUUGUAGCAACUCACCAAAAUUUAAUAUCAAAUAACUGAAACAGUUGAUUUCUUCAACAAAAAACAUCAAAAUUAUGAAGAAUUUUUUAAACAGCGGAUUUUUAACAGAAUCUUCUUCAAUGUACAGUUUUUUAAAUCCAUAAAAUUGAGCUAGAUUGAGAAAUCGCGAAUUUGAAGUAACUCCAAAACCACGGAAUUUUUUUUAAAAAACUUUUUGAAAUAUUACUGUAGGAUACGGACUUGAGCACGCAGCCGAAGUCUGUGUUGCAACAAGAACGUUUAAUUCUUAUUUCAUAUAUUAAAACUUGAAACAGUAGAUUUUUCUGAACCAAAUUAGUUUUUUUUGCAGAAAAAUUCUAAUCGAUACCGGCGAGCCAAACAUUCCUGAAUACAUAUCUGCUCUCAAAUCACAACUUCAAAAUUCGAAACUUGAAUGUAUUGUUAUAACACAUUGGCACGGGGAUCAUGUUGGAGGAAUCGAUAAUAUUAUCAGCGAGAUUUUGGAGAAUCAGAAAAUUCCGAUUUAUAAAAUGAAACGAGAUGGAGAUCAAGGAAUUGAAAGAUUCCAAUAUAUUGAUGAUGGAUUUUCAGUUGGAGUUGAAGGAGCUACUCUAAAGUGAGCUGAAAUGUGAUUUUUUUAGAAAAUUGAUGACGUGGAAAUUUAGGACUGUUGGUUGAAUUUGGAAAUUGGGUUUUCUAUAUUUUCAAAAAAAAAUUUGGAAUGCCUUCUGAAAUUUCUGAAAAUGAAAAUGUGACACAAUUUCAAUUUUUUAAUUGAGAAAAACGUUAUUUACGACAUUCGAGAAACUCCUAAUAUUUUCAGAACUUCAAAUUUAUCAUUACCUAAAAAUUCAAUUUUCUGUGAAAAUUUGAAAUCUUCAAGUCCUCCGACCUUCCCAAAAAAUCUCAAUUUUUGCAGAUUCAUUCACACUCCCGGCCACACCGCUGAUCAUUUUGCUCUUUGGCUCGAAGAAGAAAAAUCACUUUUCAGCGGCGAUUGUAUUUUAGGCGAAGGCACAACUGUUUUCGAAGAUCUUCAUGAUUAUAUGAAAUCACUGAACCUCAUCAAAUCUUUGAAACCUUCAAGAAUUUAUCCAGGACAUGGACCAGUUAUUGAAAAAGUUGAUGAAAAAGUGGAUGAAUAUAUUGAGCAUCGAAUGAAAAGAGAAAGAGAAAUUUUAGAAGUUUUGAAGAAAAAUGAGGAAAUUUCCAGUAUGGAUAUAACUAAUCAAGUUUAUGCAAGUUCGCCAUGGGCUGUUAGAUUGGCCGCUUUGAAUAAUGUGAAACUUGUGCUCAAAAAAUUGCAAAAAGAUGGAAUUGUUGAAAAUCCAGCGUUUGAGAUGUUCAAAUAUAUUGGGAAUACAGAGGAAUCAAAUUUGUAA